Messenger RNA from Nematostella vectensis (starlet sea anemone), 4557 nucleotides. Its product is annotated as methyl-CpG-binding domain protein 5. NCBI's taxonomy places the organism in Eukaryota, Metazoa, Cnidaria, Anthozoa, Actiniaria, Edwardsiidae. The transcript is spliced from 9 exons. Gene Ontology annotation, cellular component: nucleus; chromocenter. The record is from RefSeq and is a predicted model, not a curated record. Bases 352 to 4086 code for a protein of 1244 amino acids. Gene Ontology annotation, molecular function: chromatin binding; DNA binding.
AUGCGCAGUAGCUUAAUGCCACAACCAGAAUCCAAUAUGGCGACGGCUUCCAUUCUUUGCGAGUCUUGGGCCGCCGUGUAAAGAACCGCAGUUUACUAGCACGUUAAUCAUCUUGUAUGAUCUAGAUAUUCACACACGGUCAAGCACAACCACAGCGUUAUGCUCCAAUCGAAGAAGUUCCCACGAGUACAGUGAAUUUGUAGCAAAAUUAUGUGAAUCGGGAUGCGUACGUAUUUGUAGUACACGAUACCCCUUUGCCUGUGUAUGAAAGUCCUGGCGCCACGUUGUGAAAGCAUUGGUUGAAGAGAGGCACAGUUAAACGAAGUCAACGAGAGUAUUUCAUGGAUUGUCAUGAUACAAGGAAAGCCGAAUCACUGUGAGCAAGAAAAUGGCCCGGUCGCCGUACCGAUACCAAAAGGUUGGAGUCGAAUUCUCGAGAAUGGUUGCAUCGUCUACAUCAGCCCAAGUAAUAGUCAGCUCCGGUCUCUCGACCAUGUCAUUGAGUAUUUAAAGAAAGAUGGGACUUGUAAAUGUGGACUUGAGUGCCCACUUUAUGUUCACCAUGCAUUCAACUUUGACACACGAGUGCCAAGCAAGUGUGUUCCUGAGGGGCAACAGGAAGAGUCGAGAUCAGCUUCUUGCAAGCUCUGUAAACAUUUCUCUCAGAACAUGGAAAAGCAGGCUCUGGUGCUGGAGCCAAGGCAGCAGUCGAAAGCAAAACAGUCGCUCAGUAAAGGAGCUAGACAAUCCACUGUUAAUGAAAAAGGCUCAAAUCAACCUGGUAUAAAAGCAGAAACAAGCAAGCCCAAAAGAGCUGGCACCUUCAGAACUAGAAGGACGUCAUCCAGCUCUUUAACAGACAUACCAAGUCCGCCACUACAGACGACAAUAAGCAGUCCAGUACAAAAUGUGCCUAACAAUCUGGGUACGUCAAACCAAGGACCACUUCCUAGCUUUGCUAGUAUUGUUAGUAGCUCAAAAUUUUUUAACCCUGGGCCCCACAGAGGGCCUCUGCAACCACCAACAAGCAUGCUGCCAUCUACGUCUCUGCUAUCUGCAAUUACCGCCACUACAGUUGCAGUAACAGCAACAUCCCUCAAAAGAACGUUUGACUUUGCUAAAACAGCAAGUGUAUCAGCCUCCCCUGUGCCUAUCUCUUAUUUACAGACUGUUAGCAAAGCACUUGUGACAUCCACUGAAAAUUCAACAAGUAAAAGGACUAAAAGUUUGAGUAGUGCUUCUAGCUCUGCUGCUUCUUUGGCUACAACUGCAUUUUCAACAUGCAGUAGCUCGGGUAGUACUUUUAUUGCCGCCCACCAACUCAAGAGUGGUAAUUCAGGGACAAAAAAGACAAUAAAUAUGCUUAAUCCUGGUAUGGCACCUAACUCAGCCCUCUCAAGGCCAAAAGCAGCUUCAAAGCCAAGAGCCAGAGCUAAGCCAAAAGCAGCACCCAAGGCCAAAUCAAAAGCAGCCCCUCUUGUCAACUCUGGUUUGUCUGUUGGGUUACUGGGUGCUGGUAACAUAACAAUCCCUCAAGUAUCCAGUAGUAGCUGGCCAGCCCAAACACCAUCUGUGCUAGGAGUGACAAGCCCCUCAACAACAACCUACACCAGCACUGCAGCUGUUUAUCCAACUGCUGUAUCCAGUUUGGUUUCUGUGGCUUCAUCAACACACAUGAUCCAGCCUUCUCAAGCAAAGACAAUUCAAACAGCUUCAAAAACACCUCCUGUUUGGGUACCGCUGAGCCAACUGAACUACCAAAUCCCUCCGCAAGGCAAUACAGCAGCUUCAGUGACACCUGGUUGUAAAGUGGUCAUGUCGACCUUAUCUUCAUCACAGUCACAGAAUCCAGUCACAACAAGUACAUCAGUAGCCACCACAAGUGCCUCUUUACCACAUUCCAAAAUUGGAAAAACAACAACACAUCCAGUUGCAGCCACACAAGGAGUGGUCUAUGUUGAUGCUUCCCAAGCUUCAAAAUCCACCAGUCUCCAACAUGCGGUGACCUCACAAGCACAGAAGAAUCCAUCAUCACUGGUCAGUGCUAAUGCUGGGUGUACGAGCAACUCAACAACACAGCCUGCAGUAUCUGCUGUCACAUCCCCAGCAAGUCAGGCCCAAGGAAAGAUGAAUAUGCAAAUACCAGCAAUGUAUGCAGCCAGUCCUGUUCUUCCAAUAAGUACCCAGAAUCUAAAUAUGGGUCAGUACAAAGGAGGUGCAUACCACUUGCAAGGUGCUGCAAUGUACCCUGGUACAGGGAUGGUGGCUAACCCCAUGGCAUUUAUAGCUCAACCUUCUAAAACCUCAUUUGCCAAUGUUCCCAGUCCAGCAACCCAGAUGAGCUACCCAAACCCGUAUAUGCUUGGUAUUGUAAUGCCAACCACCAAUGUACAACAGCAGUCAACCUCUUCACACACAUCUUCCACCUCAACCACUACAGCUGCUGCAGUGAUGCCAUUGACCAUGAUGCAGCAGCAGAAUCUUUCGAACUCUGCUGUGGCAGCUGCUUAUGAGUCCUUUGUCCCAAUAGCACCUGCUUCAGGCGGCUCCACUCCACGUUUUUCACACACUCUAGCUCAUCUGGCAAGUGCAUACAAUCCAUUUGCAGCCCAUGGGAUGGUACCCAACCUGCAGUUUACUUACCGGAUGAUGCAGAUGAGCGCCUAUGCAGGCAACCUGCAGCCAACAACCAUAGUGACGCCCACAGUACCCACAACUGAAUUGGGUGGUACUAAUCACCUGCCGAACUUAACCAAGGCAGCAGCAACUUCUGAAACUAUUAAAAGCCAAGCUUCAAGUCUUAAGGGUCAGUCUUCAGAAUCGCUAAAAACUAGUCAUGGAACUGAAACAUCAACAGUCACAACCCAAUCAGCUGUAUCAACUUCAUCUUCUGGUGUUUUAACUUCUGUGGUUAGUACAGCAAAUUGUGUGACUGCAGUCGGACAUCCCAUUGAGAGGACACCUUCAUUGGACAAUGUCUCAGAGGUAGAUAGUAAAAAAUCAGCCAGAAAUUUGAAUACACCAGUAAUGGGAAACUGCCAUCCAAAGCCAGGCAAUGUGGAGCAAUCUCAGUCUAGCAGUGGACCCAUAGUUCCAACAUCUACAGAUAUAAGUUUACUUUCUACUCCUAGUAUCCAGACUACAACUGACCCAUCCAUACAAAGGGAUGCCCCUCCAGUCACAGGUGAAGGUAGAGUCACUAGGAAGGCAUCAAGUAGUAGUGAAAAGACUGCAGCACAGAAUGAUGGAAGUGAUCAAACAGAUAUGCUGCCCUCUGCUGCACAAGAUCAAGCAAAGCAGCAAAUUAAAACUAAUAUAAAUGAGAAAAAGAGGGUUGCAGAUGACUCAAGCUACCCUCAGGAGACCAAAAGAACUAAACUUGUAACAAAUAGGCAGCAAUAUUAUGAAUCUAAUCCACUUCUGGGCAUGAAAAGAUCAUGUGAUGCUAUUGAAGUGUAUACUAGUGCUCCUGUUGAAAGCAGAGGAGCUCUGGAGGAUAAUGGUGACUAUUCCAGUUCUAAUGAGGACAUAGCUGAUCAGCAACUUGAUGAUGAUUUGCCUAUUGUUCUUGAAGACGAACCAGGGAAGACAUCUGAUUUGAGGGAUUUCAAGGGAGACCAAGACUUGUAUAAUGGAGGAGGGAACAAAAACCAUGAAUUUCUCCCCACCCACGGCAUGUCUACAUCAAGCAUGCCCCUCAAGCACCUUGCCACACCCUUGUAUGGUAUGUAUGGGGAUACCAAGCCAUAUUUUAGCACUGGAGAUGUGGUCUGGGCACAGGCUCGAGGUCUUCCAUCAUGGCCAGGGCAAAUUGUUGACGAAAGCACAGUUGGAAAGGGUCAUGCUGACGAGGGAAAAAAAUGGGUCAAGUGGUUUGGAGACCACACCUUCAGCCAAGUUGAAGUUGAAAAGCUCAAGACACUGAGUGAGGGCUUAAGAACUCUUGAUGACAAAGCACGCAAAAAGAAAUACAGGGCCAGAAAAGCAAGAAUAAGUCUUGAACAAGCAAUCAGUGAAGCGAUGAAGGAACUAGAAAUGCGCAAUGGGGUGGAGAUGACACAAGGAAAAAUGCCACAACUGCAUUGAAACCUCACAUUAGCAAAGCUAAAAUGAAUUUUGUACAGGUUUUUCUUUAUCAUAAUGUAACACCCUACAGCUUUUAGAUAGAGCAAACCCAUAGCCAGGGAAGGUCAAGGUAGUACAAAUACCACUACGGGACUUAAAGUCCAGUUAGGAUGAAAAGAAACUCCACUAAAUUGAUAAAUAAACCUACCUUACUCAAACUCUUGGCUAUGAGUCUGCUUAUUAGAUUCAUUCUUCCGAUAAAAUUGGAAGGCUGCCAAUGAGUGCAUUUCUCUUGAAAAGAAGAGGUAGAAUUUUUUAAUGUUGAUGGUCACAUUCAGAUAUUGAAUGUCUGAGCUUUGUUUGUAGUGAUGGUAAAUAUACUCGGUUACUUGUACCAAAAAAGUAAAGGUUACAACUGUAAUAUUUUUAAUAGUUCUUGAUAUCUUACUGUACAGUAAACAGAAGUAGGUUGAAUGAAAAAAAGACACCAUA